UGGUUCCAACGUUAACUGUAACGCAACAGAUUUGGUUAAACAGAAACGUUGAGAAGACGAACAGACGAGGAGUUCGUUCUGCUUCUGGAGUUUAUAUUGUGUUUAGUUUGGCGAGUUUAUUUCUUUUUCGCUCUCCUUAAAAGGAAACAGUUUUUUCUUGACAUUUAUACAGAUCGUACUGUUUUUUUAUUAUUAAAACGCGCGCGCUGAUAUGUGUAUUGACACCAUGACGACAGAACGGAGAAUGCCACGCGAGCGCCGACCGAACUGCUACUGGAGGAGAAGGAAGGCGAUGUACACAAAGGCUAUGGCAGAAGCCGAUGUUCGACAAAACACCGGGAAAUCGCUGAGAAAGUCGGGACGCCGCUCCCGCAGUCUGGCCUGGGAGAAGGAAAAAUCUACACACGCGUUUCCGUCCGGGGCGAUGGCUCCGAGAAACACAACGCAGUACCUAAUGGAGCUGAACUACAGCGACCUGAACAUCAGGGCCCAAACGUCUGGACCAAGCCCCUACCUACAAUCUCACUACGCUGAUGAUGAGGACAGCAUGGACUUUGAGCACCGGGACUUCGAGAGCGUGUUCUUUCACACUGAGAUCGAAACCGACGCCAUUUGGGAAGCCGCCAUCUUGGAAACUAAGCCGCUGAACGCGUUUAAAAUUAAUCGACGCGCAUGCGCAGCGGGAGGCUCGUGGCUCUGCGUCAUGUGGCCCCGCCCAGAGUGUAAGCUAACGCCGCCCACGCCUGCUCAGACACUUGAGUGCACAGGUAAACCUGCUCCACUUCAGGUGUGUGUGUUGUUGUGCUGUAUAUGUUGUGUUCUGUGUGUGAGAGAGUUUUGCAGGUCUGCUGCUCCACCGCUGUGACUCUCAGCUGAGCUUUUCUGAGCAGUGGAGGUCAGAAGGACACAAGGCCGAAAGGCUCCCAGUCUUCAGACCCGGGGUAACAUUCUCUUCUCCUCCUCAUCAGACUCGUGUUCUUCUCUAAUGCACUAUUUUACUUCACUUCGGAGAUGUUUGUAAAGACAAAAAUAUAAAAUCAAUGUUGUGUAUAUUAAUUUUGUGUGGAAAAAAUAUAUGUAUAUUAAAAUUUUGUUAACACUU
Clarias gariepinus (North African catfish) is the source of this 1102-nucleotide messenger RNA. RefSeq lists its product as uncharacterized. The transcript is spliced from 2 exons. Lineage: Eukaryota; Metazoa; Chordata; Actinopteri; Siluriformes; Clariidae. The record is from RefSeq and is a predicted model, not a curated record. The coding region runs from base 212 to 865 and encodes 217 amino acids.